AAGGAUUUUUAGCGGUCGCGUCUGCCUUCAAGCUUGGAAAGCCAUUAAUUAAUCAGAAGUUGGGAAGCGAAAUUUAAAGUUAGUAGGAUGAAAAAUAUAAAAUUACAGUAGGAAGAUUUACAAUCGGGAAAACGAGUGAUCUUUGUAGCCCAAUACACGAAUAGAGGCCUCAACUUCUGAGGAGCGACUUAGCACAAUAAUACAGAAACUUGUGUUACGUAAAGGACACAGUUGUACUUAAGAUGGCUGACCUUGACCUGGUUGAUGCACUACAUGAAAGUACACCCAGUGUUGAAUUGGAAGUUAAAAGAGAUUUCAUUUCUUCUCUGGAGGCAGAGAAAUAUGAUGAUGUUGUUGGAGAAAGCGUGACUAAAGAAAGUUAUGUUCCAUUGCUGGAUGAUGAGACAAAAUUGUCACCUUCAGAGGCUGAAGGGAAAGCAGUGGGAAAUCUGUGUGAUGACACUGUACCUGAACGAGAUGCUGGCGGACAAUUGGCAGAACGUUCUUCAGCAAGUGAGCAAGGACCAGGUGAGCUGCCCAAUGGGAAACAUGGUGAAACAGAUAGCACAGAAAUGCACAAUGUUCCAGUUGGUGACGAGCUGUUGAAUUUUGGUAAUAAACAUUAUGAUGAAGAAGAGGUGGCAAUGAACUUGAUGUCACAGUCAGCACAGAUGAGCACAGAAUCUCCCUUCAGACUUCCUGGCACUAUAGAAGAACAUGGUGCAGAGGAGCUAUUGAACUUUGAAUCUAUGCAGUCUCCUGCACAUGAAAUUAAGGGUUCAACAACAUCAUCUUCAGAACCGCUACUUCUAAACUCUCCGACUGAGGUUACAGAAGAACCAAUGUUUGAAGAAAAGGAAAACCAAGAAUCGGUCCAGCUUUCUAUUGAGGAAAUGGCUUCUCAGGAAGAAGAAAUUGUUGAUUCUACUCUUAAAACCAGAGUUACAGAACUUGAAGGAAAUCUAGUUGCAGAAGUAAGGCCUUUGGAAGAAGACUUGGAAAAGACUGAAUUGCCAAUGAUGCCAACUCUGAAGUCCAUGGAAUCUGCACAGACAAUGGAAGAAGAAUUGGGUGUACCAUUCACCAGCCUGACUCAAGUUGAAACAUCUUACCACCCUGUAGACUGCAGUGACCCAUCUUUGAGCAGUGCAGUCAUAAUGGAUGAUCACUUAGUUUCAAAUGUGAUGAAGACAGAGGUCACAGUUAAUGCUGAACUGCAAGCACCAAUAAACAACUCGCUGCAACAGGAGAACUUGGGACAUGGCACUGAAGCUCCUAUGUUCACAGAACCAUUGCCACCCUCCUCCAGAAAUACUGGCUGUGCGAUGGACACUAUGGUACUUACCAGCAGCACCAUGAGCACUGUUGCCCCAGUUUCACCUUUGGAACGUGCCCCCAAGAAAGAUAAACUUGUAAAUGAAGUAAGAGAAAUCGCACAAGCCAAAGAACCCCAAGUAGCAAAAGUACCUGUGGAGAAGAAAAAGAAAAAGAAAAAGCGUUCGCAUCCAAAGGCAUCUCAACCUGUAGGAGAUGUUCCAGCUAAAGCUAAAGAUGUACAUAAAAUUAUUUCUGCUCAGCGGCUAGAAGAGCUGCCUGCUGGAGUGAUACCAGAGCAUAAAGAAAUUGUCUUGAACACUGAGAGAUCAUUUAAAAAAGCAACAGGAAUGAAGGAAAAAGCAAAACAGGUGGAUAAUGCAUCAAGCCAAGGCAAUGCUUGGGUAACAGGAAGUGCAGGGGAUAAAAUGGCAACUGCUCCGGUGCAAAGUAUUAAAGCUGCUUCAGAGGGUCAUAAAACAGCUAUGGUAGGGAGCCAGAAAGGAGAGUUAACAUUUUCUGAGAGCUCAGCACAGGUAGAAUCAAUUUCUGAAGUGGAAUUGAUUGAGCACCCUUUGGAUUCCUGGAACAGGGAGGUGACCUCCCUUGAACCUGUCCAAGCAGGUGAGGUCGAAAAAGUAAUAGAGCCACCUUUAGAAGAGUGGAGUGGUGAAAAUGCUUCUUGCAAAUCGCAGGAAGAGUCUAAGGAAAACAAGUUAGUAGUGCCUUCUCUGGAGCUUAGGGAUAUAGAUAAUGCUCCCUCUGAGUCAAAGGAAAUGCCUGAAAUUAAGGAGAUCGGAGGAUCUUAUCUUGAACACAUGGAUCCAAAAACUAUUCACUCUGGAUCAAAGCAGCCACCUAAAGUGGAAGAAAUAGUAGAGACCCCUCUAGAAAAUAGUAGGGAAAUUACUGCUCCUGUAUCACAGGAAUCCUCUAAAGUGGGAGAAGCACAGACCCUACUGAAACUUGGAGGUGAAGAAAAUGAUUCCCCUAAGAUGCAUCUGUCACCUGAGGUGAUAGAAAUGGCAGAACCCCUAACUGAGAAUCUAGGUAGAGAAACGUCUUCCCUUGAGAGGAAGGAAGUACCUGAGAUAAGGGAGAUGGCAAGCACUUGUGUCGAACAAGUUGCUAGUGAAGAUAUUCCUACUCACUCAGAGCACCUGCCUGCAGAGGGGAUGGUAGAGAACUCUCAACUUGUUAGUAAAAGAGUUGCUCCCCCUGAAUCAGGGCAAACGUCUGAAAUGAACAAGGAAGCAGAGAUCCGUCUAGAUCAUAUGGGUAGAGAAAUGGAUAGUCUUGAUUCUCAACAAAUGCCUUUGGUAAAGGAGAUAGCAGAGAUGCUUAUAGAUGACGUAGAUAUUCCUCUUGAAUCAAAUAAAUUGCCCAAGGUGGAGGAGGUGAUUGGGCAUUCUUUGGAGCAAGUUGAUAGACAAGCUAUUCCCCAACACUCAGAGGAGACAGCAGGAGUGACAAAGUUAGCAGAAAGCCCUUUGACCUCUAUGUACGUAGAGGCGGGUGUCCUUGAACCAGAGCAAGUAUCAGAGUUAAAGGACAUAGUAGAGAGUUCUCAACAACAUCUGAGUGAAGAAUUGGGCUCCCUUGAGUUAAUGCAAACAAAUGAGGUGAAGGAGAUAGUGGAACCCUCUUUGACAAGAGAAUCAGGUGUCGUUGAGUCACAGCAUUCAUCAGAGGUAAUGGGCAUGAUAGAGACCCCUCUUGAACAUGCAAAUACCGAAGUGACUCCCCUAGAUUUACAGCACACUGCUGAAGAGACAUGGGUAGCAGAUGCUUCUUCAGAGCUUCGUGGUACUGAACUUACGUCCACUGAAUCACAACAGAACUCUGAGAUAAAAAAGCAUGAGAGUCCACCACAUUGUUGGGAUAGUGAAUCUGCUUCCCCUGAAUUGCAGCAAAGUUCUGAGAUGAAUGAGAUGACAGAGAGUCUUCUAGAAUGUCAAACUGAAGUCAAACUCUCUGAGUGCACUGACCAAGUUGCAUCCCUAUCACUAAAGCAGGAAGCAUCAAAAGCACCAGAUAAUAAUGAGGGGAAAAGUCCAAAGUCACCAUUGAGAAAAGGAGGUGCAAAACUCCUCCAAAAGCAAGGGUUCAUGAAAGGUAUUUCACAGAAGGAGACUGGUGCAAAAGUGUCUCCUGAACAGCACAGGGCCUUGAAGACCUCAAUACAACCAAAAGUCACAAAGGUUUUGAACCAACGACGAGGAGAUAAUGUGCCAGUAGAACCAAAGGACUAUGGAGAUGUUAAUGCACAGUCUAACCAGGGGCAUCUGGAUGAAGGAACUCCUCAAGAUGAAGCCAAACCAGAGGAAACAACAGCAGAGAAUGUGACCAAAAGAGAGACAGCUGCAGUCUCCAAAGAACUCCCAGUAACCCCUGAUGCGAAAGGAAAGGUGGGCACACUGACUACAAAGAUCUCACCAACCAAAACUAAACCACAGCCAUCAGCUUCCCUUAAGCGACCUGCGGCAGCUGUUCCAAGCCCCAAUAAAAAAAUCAAUACAACCACUAUGAUGGCAGCUACCACUUCCAAGAGACUUCCUUCUAGUCCAGCGCGGUCUUUUUCUGCGACCACCAAAGAUGUGAAACCAAAGGCAACUGAGUCAAAGAGUCCAACAAAGCCCCCCUCAUCCAGACCACCAUCUGCAGGUGUGACAAAAACACCCAGUAACACGACUGUUAAGAGCAGUACAACAUCACUACAAAAGGGAGCAGCUACUGCUGGGUCAACUCCAAGAAAUACCACAGCCUCUACCCCUAGAAGACCAACAUCUAUCAAAACUGAACCAAAAUCUACAGAAGUUAGGAAGCCCCUGUCUGCAAAGUCUCCCUUGGGUGAGACGGGUCGCCUAAAGGCUACUUCUGCAACCUCUAUUAAGAGUGCUGGCACUACCCCAAGUACGCCAAGCACACCUCUUGGUGUGAGUAGUCCUGGAACACCAUCAUCUAACACUUCUCGGGCACCCAGAACACUGGCUCUGAAGACAACAGCUGCUUCUGAGGCAAAAAGAGUGACACCUAUUUCCCGUACAGCUUCAAAACCCACUGUAGCAGCAGUUCCAAAGCAACCACGACCAGCUAGUGCCCCAGCUCCAGACCUAAAGAAUGUUAAAUCAAAAAUCGGAUCCACAGAUAAUAUCAAACACCAACCUGGAGGAGGAAAAGCUAAAUCAGUAGAGAAAAAACCCGAUCCAGUAAGAUUGAACCGAAAAGUUGAACCCAGCACUGUGAAUCGAGUAGCUAAAACCACAGCUACGAAAGAUAGCCAAAAACAAACCAAUGGCAAAGUUCAGAUUGUGAACAAAAAAGUUGAUUACAGUCAUGUGCAGUCCAAGUGUGGUUCCAAGGAUAACAUUAAGCAUGUUCCUGGUGGUGGCAAUGUACAAAUUCCAAAAGCAAAAGUUGAUGUGAACCGUGUAUCAUCAAAGUGUGGAUCCAAGACCAAUCUAAAACAUAAAGCAGGUGGUGGGGAUGUGAAGAUUGAGACCAGCAAGACCAAUUUCAAAAACAAAGCUGAAUCAAAAAUUGGGUCCUUGGACAACCUAAACCAUACCCCAGGAGGCGGCAAUGUGAAGAAUGAGGGUGAAGAGGAAUCAGAAACAGCAGCAAUCAGUCAGACUCCAGAAAAUAGGGAUCUGACAGGAGAAGCUGAGAGUGAGACACAGCAAAAUGGAGUAGGGGUGGACCCAACUGCCGGGUCUGACGAAACUCACAACCAAGAGUUACAAAUGCAAGAGACAUAUUGAGUCUCACAAGCUGAAGUUCCGUGAGAACGCCAAGGCCAGGACAGACCACGGAGCAGACAUUGUGUACAAAUCCCCAGUUUCAGACAACACCUCUCCUCUCUGCAGCACAUCACUAACUGAAAGCCUCAGCUCCCUUGGAUCUCCACAGCUUGCUAUUCCUGUUGGAUAUGUGUCUGCCACUCUAGCACAGCAGAGCUUGUGAAUUUAUACUUUCUUCAUGUUUGUUUCAAACUACAUUUAACAAAGAGGUUUAGCAUCAUUAACAGGAUUUGUGCUUUAAAAAGGACUUGUUCCUCUUGUGUUAUUUUAGGUCUGGGGAGCCAUUUUGCAUCUUUAUUAUCUUCAUAAAAAUCCACAUAUAAAUUCUUGUUACCUCUGCCACCUACAUUCUUACUGACUUUCCAUUCUUCUGAAAUAAGGUGGGCUUGAAAUUUGAGUGGAACAACCACUUUAGCAGUACUAUAUUGUAAACUGGUUGGAAGAGUAUAUUGGAUCAUCUGAUCACAAAGUUUGACAGAUAAGGUAGAUGGAUAUAAGCAAUUUAAAAGCACCGCAUAAUAGCAUACACUAGGGGAAGAUGAAUCUUGCCCCAACAUUCUCAGAUAGCACAAAUAAAUGGAGGGAAUACUUAAUAUUUAUAAAACUAUUUUCCUCAACUUUUUGCCUUUCCCAUUUUUCUCCUGAAUUGGGGAAACAUCCUUGAACUACCCUUGCACUGAUGACAGCUAUAAUAAUUUUUUAAAGGGAUUUUACUCUUCUCCUUGAGUCUAAUUGCUUGGGAGACUCUGAACAACAAAUUUCUGCUAAAGAUCACCAUGAUGAUAUAUUCUUUCAUUAUUUGCCUCUUUUUUCCUGUAAAUAUAUCAAUGUCAAAAAAUAUUGAUAAAACAAAUUGAAUUUGCACAUUUGGAUUUGAUAACCAGAGGAAGUGAGUUAAAAGAGGAACAUAAAAAUAGAUUAUUUUAAAAUAUAAUGUUUCUUGAUGAAUGGUGGUGAGCAACCUUCAAACCUUAGAGGUUUGUUGCCCAAAAUAUUUUAUAAAGAGUCACUUAUCUUCCCUGAGAGAAUUUUCUUUUAGCUUUUUAUUUUCUGUCACUUUCAGUUAAUGCACUCUGAUGCAACUUAGUCUGGAAUUCACAGAGUUGUAGAAGAAAGCUAUUUGUCCCAGUAUACCUGUGCUAACUCAGAACGAGCUAUACAAUUAGGCUCAUUUCUUUUUCUUUACCUAUCUGCCUUUAAUUCUUGCAUCCAGCUCAAGAAAUUCCAGCAUCAGUUUCAGUGUUGAAGCUGGAAUUUCAGUGGAGAUCUGUUAUUGAACUGGAUACUAUAUCUGAAAUGAAAAGCCAGUAGGAUUAAAUCAAAUGAACUACUUCUGAGAGCUGUGUGGAAGUACAGAUGUUGUCAGUAGCUAGUUGGAUGCUUGGAGGCCAAAUGGAAAUAUUUUAAAAAGGAUGCUCCUAGACACUCGUUAUUAGUCUAAAGGAAGGCAGAUAGGGUUAACCUCAAUUUGUGAAAUCUUUCCCCUCCACUGUGCACCCUUCAGAGAGAUCUCUUCCAGUCCAGGAGCCAUAUCGAGACAUUCUGACUGAUUGCUGCAAGUUCACCAAGGUCUCUCGGCAUUGAUGCAUCUUUCCCUAUUCUGCAUUUUGCCUCUUUUGAAGUGAAACAGCAACUUAAAUUCAGUGAAACAAGAAGUGAAGUGAACUACAAAUUUCUGGAAAAAUUCAGGUCAUUCAGCACCUAUGAAGAUUGGUCAUUGAAACUUUUAUUUACUUUCCUCUGUUCAUCAUUAUUACUUGUUUUCCCCUUCUUCCUACCCAAACUCUUUCCUCUGCUCCUCUUCCCCAAAGAAGAAUGACCCCUUCUCAUCCUUUAUUUGAAUGCCACAUAUACAAGAAAUGUUACAGUCUUUAAAUCUUUCAAAAAGAAAUCUUAAAUCUUAUACAGAGGAACAAGGGUCCUUAGUUGUGUAAAGUAGAAAUGUUUCUUUUUGAUAUUUUGCGUGGAUGCAUGGCUAAAGUGUCUGUGCUCCAAAUAAAUAAAAAUCAUACAAUGUGGAUCUGCAUCCUCCCCCCCCCCCGCCCCACCUCACCAUAUCCAUACUAGCCAUCAAGCAUUUACCAAUUUGAAUCCCCUUUGUCAGCACUCAGCCUGUACUUAUCUAAAUACUAUUUGAAUGGUAACUGAGUGUCUGUCUUCACCACCCCCUCAGGCAGAUUAAUAGUAAUAUUUUAAAUGCUACAUUCCUCUUUCAAAAUGUGUAAAUUUAUUCCUCAAUCCAAGCAGUUAUUGUUGCAAUAGGUGUUUGUUGUUCUGUUGUAAGCACCUUUUAUCAGAUGUUCACAAGUCUUAUUUUUGAAUUGACCUAGAGCAGCUCUUUAUUAGAGUCAUAUAAGACUUGCCAGGCCCUUAAGCAUACCAUAUCCAUGUUAACUAUCAAGUACCCAUCUAUACUAAUCCCAUUUUUCUGUAUUUGGCCAUAGCCUCUAUGCGUUGGAGAUUUGAGUGCUUGUCUUAGAUGUUGUAAGUCUCCGCCUUCAUCCCUGAACUCCAAGAAAAACAAAUCCAGUUUAUCUAUUCUCUCAUCAUUGACAUGCACCUGCCCAGACAACAUCCUAGUGAAUUUCCUCUGCACACCCUCCAAUGCAGUCAUGUCCUUCCUGUAGUGUGGUACUCCAGCUAUAGCCAAUCACUUUUACAAAGUUGUACCAUAAUCUCCAUGUUCUUGUUUACCAUGCCCCAACUAAUAAACACGGUCCCAUAUGCUUCUUUAAUGUUCAUAACUCCUGUGCUGCCAUUUUGAGGGAUUAAUUGGACCUGCAGACCAAGGUAUAACUCUAUAAAUUAAUACCUCUAUAAAUCCAUUGUGCUGACCUUACCCUUAUUAGUGCUUACAAAAUAUAUCACCUCACAUAUAUCAAAGUAAGACAUGGCUCUUCCCAUGUUCCUAACUGAUCAAUAUCAUCUUCCUCAUAAUGAACACCAGCAUCAUCUUCAAAUUUAAAAUUUGUACCUCCUACGUUCACACCAAGAAUGUUGCUAUAGACAACAAACAGUAAGGGUCCCGCCAUUGAUUCCUGCAGUACAUUAAUAUUAAGAAAAGUAUGCCUUCCUGACCUCCACCCCUCCCCCUCCUCCCUUGCCCUCCCCACUCACAUGCACACCCUGUAAUUCAACUAAAGUCCUCUUUGGAACAAGAGUGCAAUCAUCUCUGCAGCUUGGCGGUUGCUUGUAUCCAGUUUGAAGGAGAACUUAGAUAGGAAGGGAAUGGUCACAUUUGGACAUGGCACAUAGCCAUUGUCUAUGUUUUUUUGCAUUAAGAACAAGUCCUGUUAGUGAAUAAACCAGACAUAUAUCCUACAAUCUUUGCAGCUUCUGUUUCUGCCUCAGUGUUUGUUUGAUUUUUAAAAGAACUGUAAAUUGUUUAACUUAUAGAUUUCUUCAAGUUUAAUCUUUGGUGAUGAAGUACUGACUAUUGUAUAAUGAGUAGUGAUUUAAAAACAAUACUAUUAACACUUUUCUAAGCAAUAUCUUAAAGGUUGUGUCAGAUGGAGCAUAGCCUUAAAAGUUGUUCUAUGAGGGAUGAGGGACUGAGUUGGAGUCAGCUAGGAUUUGUAAAAUUGUUUUUAGUGGUUGGUAAGCAGGAUAGCAGCUGUAUGUAGAAGUGAUGUUUGUGCAGAGUUUUAUGAAGGGGCAAGGAUAGGAAAGCAAUUAGGCUUGAUGCACCUUUGUGUAGGAAAGAGCAAGCUCGUAUGAGACCUUUAUAGUUGUUCUGUCAAGACAAUAGUUAUGGAAGAUAUGUGAGUAGAGCCUGUGCCUAUGUUGCUUCUGUGUGGUUUUUAAAUCUAAAUACUAAAAUGAAAAGUCAUGCACAUGCUAUAACUGUACAGUGCAAUCAUGUACAUGUAUACUGCGAUAUAAUUGUUAAGUUUGGUAAUUGGCCUCCAAAGGGACAGCUCAGAUUCAAGUUAAAUUAUUGAGAUUGGUUUCACUAUUGUAGGGUAGGGCUGUAGUUUUGUGCAGAGAAUCAAGUAAAAGGGAUAGUCUAAAAAGGCUGGAUUCUGGGACAACUCCAGAGUUGUCUGUCUGUAACGUUGUUCAUUUCUGAGGAAUUUUUAAAUUGUUUACACGAUCACUGAGUGUUUUCCUUAACUGUGGAGAGCUACUCAGAGGAGAGAAUGUUUUUAAUUUGGAGUAAAUAUGGAGUGAGGCCUAAACGUAUGUAGAAGCAUGGCAUUCACCUUUUCCCUUCCUUACACGUGAGGUGCACAGAUGGAUGUCUUGUCUUUGGAAAUUCCAGGGGUAAGAAGUUAAAGAUGAAUUGUAGAGAUGCAUCUGGAUUUAACAUACCAGUAGAUUGUUUAGAGAUAGACUAAUGUACCUUAUCGAACAAAAUUUGACAUUGUUUUAAAGUUGCUCAGAAAAGAACAAGUUCAACCCUCAUUGCUCAUUAUCCCUCAUCUAAAUUUUCAAAGGGAUUUACUGCCUCUCUACCAGUUUGCCUGGUAUCACAAUUGCCUCUUGUUAGCUUAUGAUUGCAAUUACAUUCAGACCUGUACUUAAUGUUUCAAACACUAUUUAGAAUCACUCAAGCAUUUUAAAAUAUAUAGCAUUCUAUUGCUGUUUAUACUUAAUUCAGAGUAGUCCUAGAUGACCUGUUAUAAUAUCAUUGUUUUAAUAUCUGCACUAAUACCCAGAUGUAAGUGAAAUCAGAUUUGAAACUGAAAGGUAUUAAUGACAUUUAGAGUUUUGUUGACUUCUUGAAGUGACUUUAUUUUAAUUGGUGUCUGAUCUGCUCGCUUUUCCCUUCAACCUUUCUACCAGAGAAAAAAUACGUUUACAUGUUUGAUUAAUUUCAGUACAAAAAAUUACAUUUGCACAGAACUGAUCUGUUGAUUUCAGUAAAACGCUUGGGAUUGGUCUGGUCCCAACAGUCCCAGAAAGAUUACUUCAAGUUUACAAUUGUAUUGAAAAAACACUCUUAAAAUGUUAUGCAUCCAUUUGUAAAGUAUUGUACCCCCUCCUAGGUGCAACAGUUUCAGAUGUUAUGUGCAUGUGUACUUGUUGGACAGAUUUUUAAUGUUUGUGCUGCUGUGAUUGUUUUUUGUUGUUUUCUUACCUUUGUAUGUAAUGUGAAUUGGUCUUUGUCAGAAGUUGGGAAUUCUACACUUGACAUCAUCUGAAUCUCAGUUGCUUUUAAAAUCUGCUAUUAAUACUCGUUAGAACUGUCUGGAGAGGAAUGGAGAACUAUUGGAAUGGGGAUUAUGGAUUUGGUUUUAGGUCUGCACAAUGAAGGCAGUCGGGGCAGCACUAGGGACUGCACAAUUAGUCAUGGCUCUUCUAAGUUCAUGGUGAGGUGUGGGUGGAUUAGUGAAACUAGUCUUGGGUUCUGUUCAACCUCAGCCUUGUGUGUACCUAAUGCAUGUUUAAUGAAGGAAGUUUAAGGCUUUACCUUCUACGGUUGAAGGCUAGUCUUGACAAACAGAAAAUUAAUCUUUAUAGGGUCUUGGAUAGAUAUCUAUGGAGGGACAGGAGCUGAUCUAUUUGUUGGAUGGUAACUGCAAACAGAAUUAAAAAAGAAUGUGACCUUUAAAUGUAUUGAUAAUCAAUUAAGUGCUCAUUACUGUAUAGCUGUUUUAUGGCAAGUUGAUGUAGCAGCCAUUUGGGUCCAGUUCCCACAACAGUGAUGACUUUUUCUUGAUUGUAAAUCAUUUCAGAAACUUUUGAAAGGGAUACAGAGGCACUACAAGUCUUUUUUUGUUCUGCGGUUCCAGUAAUCAUUGUACAUGCAUCUGGUUCCAAAAAUGAUGUUUGAUAUGAUCCAUAACAUCUUCAUCUCACCCUUUCCACUCCAAAAAAUACUCUUGUUACUGACCAGUGUGAUUUUUGUCUCACCAGGACUGGUACUCUCUAAAAUGAACUUACUUGUGAAUUGAUCCUUUUAAAUAUUGAAAUACUAAACUUUUAAAACCUGCAUGUACUAUUUAGAUUAAAAAGUAAUCCUGUAUGAAAUUAUAGCUGACAACCUUUGGAGGGGAAAAAAGCAAUAACUUAUUGAAUCAACUGAUGGUUUGCACUCUGCACCAGGUCCAUCUGGGGUUGUGGAACCAAUAUGACCAGCGUCUGAUUCCAGAGAGGCCGUGUGUUUGACAGACAUUGUGCUUGAUAUAUAAUGAUGUAGAUUCUGUUGUAUAAAGAAAACACUGUAGUCCAUACCAGGACCAACAUACCCUCCAUCACAGUUGUUCCCUUUCCUCAUCCUCAGAAUGAAAGAAAAUGUUCGUGCCUGCAGUGAGACUGGAUGACUUACAGCUUUACUGAAGUAACAGAAGGGGGGAAAUCCUGUAUUUUUGACCUUCAGCCUCCAGUCAAAAGCUGAUUCUGCUAUUUUAAGGUGGGAGUCUCACAUCAUGACCUCCACUAUAGAAUGAAGAUUUUGUUGAAGCAGUGGUUUAAAUAAAUUAUUGCCUGUGGCACAGGAGUAUGAAGAUGAGUAUUUUCUCACUUUUGCUGACGGAUUUGUGUCCACCUCUUGCACUAUACAAUGGUAGUGCUUUGCCUCCAACCGGCGAUACAAGUGAAUUUGGCAGAAAUUUGCACUUCUUAGAAAUAAAAGGUGAGAAAGAUUCAGAGAAUAGUGUAGGGGAAUUACAACCCAAAUAUUCCUUCCCUCCUCCUGCUUUCCCUGCCUCCUCUUUGACUGUCCCUUCUGCUUUUAUCUUCUCGGUUUCUUUUCUUCCUUUUUGCUUUUCCCUUGCUUCUCAAAAUUUUCCUCUCCCCUGAGGUGCAUUUAGAACCAGCGUCAGUAGGCAAACUUGUCUAGCAGUUUAUGCUAAUCACUUUUAUUCUUUAAAGAAGUCUUAAAUAAAUUUUCUCAACCAAUUUUUUUAAGUGGGGGAAGGCUUUAAUGGCUUUGAAAUUACAGUUCAUUUUGCUAGAACCCUUUUAAAAUUCAUUGGGGACUAUUUUUCAUUAAAUUAUCAUUUCUCUUUGAAAUAGUUUGAAGCUUUAAGUAUCCGUCCACUAAGGUCACAGAAGAUAAGUUUGAGGCACUGUUCUUUCCCCCCAAAAAUCUGUCAUUUUUACAUUUUGAGAUGAGAAGCGAGACUUUUAGGAAAAAGUAAGCUGUUACUGAAUACCAAGGAACACAAGUUGAUUUUUGUGGCUUUUUUGGAAUCUAUAAAUGGAUUGUAAACAGUAACUGGCUGCAGCAGUGAGUACCUGGGUGAAAAUGGUACAGUAUUUCCGCUGCUAUCGUCCUUGCACACAUUUAAUAUUCUGGAAAAUUUCUCCUCGCUUUGCUGUUUGGCUGCUAAUAAGCAACAUAUUUGUGGCAAAAUUCAAUUCCCAUUGUUUGGUCCUUAUUGUACAAGUAAAGGUUUGAAAUAAAGCUUAAUUGUUGAUGUUA
Messenger RNA from Hypanus sabinus (Atlantic stingray), 12483 nucleotides. Its product is annotated as microtubule-associated protein 4-like. Gene Ontology annotation, molecular function: microtubule binding. The record is from RefSeq and is a predicted model, not a curated record. The coding region runs from base 243 to 5075 and encodes 1610 amino acids. Lineage: Eukaryota; Metazoa; Chordata; Chondrichthyes; Myliobatiformes; Dasyatidae. Gene Ontology annotation, cellular component: neuron projection. Gene Ontology annotation, biological process: neuron projection development; microtubule cytoskeleton organization. The transcript is spliced from 20 exons.